This is a messenger RNA of Triticum turgidum subsp. durum (durum wheat), 840 nucleotides long. NCBI's taxonomy places the organism in Eukaryota, Viridiplantae, Streptophyta, Magnoliopsida, Poales, Poaceae. The record is from the annotation of a GenBank genome assembly.
AUGGACGACUUGGCCCUGUUCAUGGAAUGGGCCAUGGACUCGCUGGAGCAGGAGCACCCAGACCCAGUGGUGGUCGUCAGUGGCGACUCCGGCGACGCAGCCUUCCCCUCGCUUCAGGCGCUCCGUGAGCAGCGUCUCGUCUUCGAAGAGCUGAUUACGGGAGCCAAUCCGGCAAGCAGCGGGAGCUCCGGCGAAACCACAGACGGCAGCGGAGGCUAUGGUGGCAAUUUCUCGUCCCCGGCGGCCAUGGAGCACGACGUCUGGCCCCUGUCCCCGAACUCGGCCAGGGCCGCCGCAAGGAGCCCCACCGGCACCGGGCCCGUGUCGUCGGGGCCGCCGUACGCGCAGGACCAUAUCAUGGCGGAGCGCAAGCGCCGCGAGAAGAUUAACCAGCGCUUCAUCGAGCUCUCCACCGUCAUCCCCGGCCUCAAGAAGAUGGACAAGGCGACGAUCCUUUCCGACGCGACGAGGCACGUCAAGGAGCUGCAGGAGAAGAUCAAGGCCCUCGAGGCAGCCACCGGCCGCGGCAGCAGGAGCAUCGAGACCGUGGUACUCGUCAAGAAGCCCUGCUACGCCGCCGUUGCAGACGAAAACGGCUCGCCCUCGUCGGCGUCGUCGGGGGCGCCGGCUUCGAGGAACCCACUGCCGGAGAUCGAGGUGCGGUUCUCGGAGACCGGCGUGAUGGUGAGGAUCCUGUGCGCCGCCGCCAAGGGGGUGGUGGUGAGGGUGCUGUCGGAGGUGGAGGAGGGGCUCCACCUCACCGUCACCCACGCCAAUGUCAUGCCCUUCACGGCCUGCACUGUCAUCAUAACCAUCACGGCCAAGGGACUUAUAAGUUGA